Molecule: messenger RNA, 642 nt
Organism: Rotaria sp. Silwood2
Lineage: Eukaryota; Metazoa; Rotifera; Eurotatoria; Philodinida; Philodinidae
Source: the annotation of a GenBank genome assembly
AUGGAAUCAAAGGUUUGCAUAACUACAACAGACAAUAACUAUGAUGAAAAUAAACCAUUAAAAUGGUUAUCUAAAAUAGAUGAUGAUACAAACGAAGAAUUUAUUGAAAAAUUUGACAAACAUCAAUUAUCUGUUGAAACAUUCGAUCAUCGAACACUAUUGAGAAUAAUAUGGACUUGUUUAAAAAAUUACGGUAGAAAAGAAACAGUCAAAGCAAUAUUUGACCAUUUGAAGAUCUAUAUCAGAGAUCUAAACGAGACAUUAAUCUAUUUUUGGAUUCAGAUAGUUCAUUAUGAAUUGGCAACAACAAAAAGUUCGACAAAUGAUUUUAGAGACUUCUUAUUAAUGAAUCCUCAAUUACUGAACGAAAUAGCAUUACCUUUGAGUUAUUACAAGAAAGACACAUUAUUUAGUAAUCAAGCAAAAACAACGAUUAUUUUGCCAGAUCUUAAACACUUGCCAAAUAUUUUACCAACACCGUUCGCUUCUGCUAUCAAUACAAUAGAGAAAAAUGUCAACGCGGCAAACGAGCAACAAGUGAACGAAUUAGAUGAUGAUAAAUUUUUACGACAAUUUGAAUCAUAUACGUUAACGAGUUGGUCUGAUAGAGCUCACUUACGUAUAUGGCUUGGCUUUACUUGA